Molecule: messenger RNA, 3673 nt
Organism: Haliotis rubra (blacklip abalone)
Lineage: Eukaryota; Metazoa; Mollusca; Gastropoda; Lepetellida; Haliotidae
Product: matrix metalloproteinase-16-like
Exons: 11
Coding region: 717-2387 (556 amino acids)
Biological process (GO): proteolysis; extracellular matrix organization; collagen catabolic process
Cellular component (GO): extracellular matrix
Molecular function (GO): zinc ion binding; metalloendopeptidase activity
Source: RefSeq, a predicted model, not a curated record
UUUAUUAUAUAGUUUUCAGCUUGGAUGUGUCUUUGAGCUGUAUGGCAGUGCACAGCGGACUGAGCGUGGUGAAGGACGUACUUUCGGAGUGAGAGAUACGGCUUCAUAUAGUCCUUUCCACGAGGAAGAGGAAGGUUGCACUACCACAGGAGCAGACGACAAGCAGUGUUGAGUUCUUCCUCUUCGCGCGGCGAGCACUGGGCAGUUAGAGAGCUACACAGCUCGCCUACAGGAAAACAUUCGCUCUAUCUAUCCCGAAACUGCAAUUACUUAUUUCUUGUGUGCUGGGCCACACAGAAAUUACAUUCCCCGUAUAUGAAUUAUUUAGCAAGCGCAAGCAGGUCUCGCUUUUAACAGUGGCUGGCGGUCGAGAGGCGAAGUUGGAUUCAAGACGGUAGAUGAGAGAGUGGUUCUGACUCCCGUACAACCGCCGCCCAUUCCCACAGAAGCAACGGUGCCAGCUGAUUAGGACGUCAGGCUCUCGUGUGCUAUACGUGUCUGUAUUCCCUGACAGGACGGAUAACGGCUGGUGGAAGGGUGCUGUAAGUUCCCGCUAACCUUGGAAGUGGGUGCUAAACUGAAAGAGAGCCGGUAAGAGCGGGGUGAGUUGCUACCCGUACUGACAUCAAGGUGUCUGUGUGUGCUGGCUGCCGGGUGUGGUGGUAGAGGCAGCUGGUGACGACGACAUCGACGGUCGGGUGGUGUAGUCGCUCGUCAUGAACGCCGAGGUGACGGCGUGGACACUGACUGUGUUGGUGAUGCUGCUGGGUGGUUCGGAUACGGCGCGAGACAGUGUUUCAACGAGCUCGGACGGAAUGGACUACCUCAUUAAAUAUGGAUACCUCGUGCCCCAAGAUCCCAAGACGGGAGCAUUACGGACAGAGGCCUCGUUCAAGGACGCCAUUCGACAGUUCCAGAAAAUGGCUGGCCUCAAUGUCACAGGUGUGAUGGACAAGGUGACAAAGGAUACAAUGAGCCUGCCUCGCUGUGGAAACAGAGACAAACAUGUACUGAGUCAAGGUGCAAGAAGGAAGCGCUAUACAUUACAAGGAAGCAAGUGGGCGAAGACGGACUUGACGUACAGAAUCACCAUGUUCAGCCGGGAACUGUCCAGGCCGCAGACUAUAAUGGAAGUUGACAGAGCAUUAAAGGUAUGGAGCAGAGUGACGCCGUUACGAUUUACAAGACGAGAUCAUGGCCCUGCUGAUAUAGAAGUCAAAUUUGUCAGUCGUUCCCAUGGUGACGGUAAUCCUUUUGAUGGGCGGGGCAGAACACUCGCGCAUGCGUUCUUCCCCCAAUAUGGCGGCGACGCCCAUUUUGAUCUGGAUGAGCCGUGGACUAUCUCAGUGCCAGAUGGCAUAAACCUAUUCCAGGUGGCAGCACAUGAGUUUGGUCACUCGCUUGGCCUUGCGCACUCUGACGUCAGUUCCGCUUUGAUGGCCCCUUUCUAUCGGGGCUUCCAGAGAUCAUUUAGCCUGGAUCCAGAUGAUGUGGCUGCAAUACAGGAGUUGUACGGUCCCCGUAACGACGUGAAACCCAUCCCCGAACGACCACGCCCCACCGAGGGACCAAAGAUCACCAUUCCCAGUAUAUGUCGAGACCCUUCCGUCGACGCCAUAACACAGAACGCGGACGGCUUUACGUACGUUUUUAAAGGUCGGUACUACUACCGGUUGAACGGGAAGGGGAUCGAACCCGGUUUCCCCAGGGAAAUCUCCUGGGACUGGGUGGAGGUGACCGGGCCGAUAGAUGCCGCUCUACACUGGAAUAAUGGCUAUACCUUUCUCUUCAAGGGGGAAACUUACUGGAAGUUCCACAAUUUCCGCCUCAUUUACAGGAGGAAAAUCACGGAGGGAUUCCGCGGCGUACCCGAUCACAUCGACGCCGCCUUCGUCUGGAGCGGCAACAGCAAGACAUAUUUCGUUAAAGGUGACAAGUACUGGCGUUACUCGGCCAACCGGGUGGAUUCCACUUACCCAAAACCGAUGUCUGUGUGGCGGGGAAUACCUCCUGGAGUAGAAGCAGCGUUCCAGUGGAAGAAUAGUCGCACUUACUUCUUCACUGGAAGGAAAUACUAUCGUUUCCAUGACAGUAAUUUUAGGGCGGACGACGGUUACCCCAGAGACGUUGGCAGCUGGUGGCUAGGGUGCCCGGAUGCUGCGCAGAUGGAGCAGUUUGGUCAGCUCGGCAACGACAUCAAUGCGCUCAGAGGAAGGAACACAGAGGAUUCUGGGAAUCUCCGGAACGAGGCUGACGCGAAAGGUGAAGGUUUUUUGUCUGUGCCUGAUCCGCCGAACGGGGUGAACAGCGCUACUGUGAUAGGACUCAACAGCCUUGGAAGUCUUCUCGUGUGUUUGUGUGUGUUUCUUCAAAGCCGGUGCAGUUGAUGACGUCACGGACACGGGUAUAGGCUGUAAGUAAACGUAAACAACAGUGAACUUGUAAAUCAUUCCACGGACGAGAGUGCACGUCAUCUUGGAGGAAGUUCCGUCACAGGCAUCACGUGACAUGGUCACGUGACCUGCUGAAAGCACAAGCUAUGGUGUUGGAAACAGUGACUGCUUUAGUAAAAGUGUUUUUACAAUUACUACUCACAAGUCUUUGGCAUUUUGCAUACCAUCCACCAAGAGAAAAAUCCGGGCUCGAACCUAGCUCUCGGGCUACUGGGCAAGUUUUAGGUUCGAACCCUGAAAUCAUUGAUCUCGCUACGAUCUCCGUCAUUUGAAAUACACCUUCACUUACGGUCACGUGGAUGUUGCUGUCACUCUGUAAAUAUCAUGGACUAGGUCAAUCAUCACGUGAUGUCACAGUAGUCUUUCAUGAAACUUCACUUUUGCUAUACACUGUGGAGAACUGUGGACCGUAGCAUGGUCGUCACAUGGCCGUGAAGCACAGUACCUUGGACGCGCAUGACUGAAUGACAUCACUUCCUCUGAUAUACAGGUGGUGCGGUAUCAAAGAGACUUUGACUCAAAGAGAACGGUUCUAUAACUGUAUGCCACGAUCUACAGAUAACAUGGACACACAAAUACUCACAUACAGCUAUGCCAAACUACCGUGGGCAUCUGUGGCCAAACACGUACAUGGAAGCCUUGUACCGCCAGAGACGGCGGUUCGUGUCAUCUUGACGAAAGAACGAUCUGUAUUGCUAUUUGAAGUGAUGCCUUUGUUGGGACAAUCUUGUCGAAAAAACUAUCUGUACCACCAAAUGAAGUGACGUUUUGUUGCAUCUCGACGAAGGAACUAUGUGCCCGGCUACAAGAAGUGACGUCUUGGAUGGAGCCACCUUUACGGAGGAAUGAUCCCUACCGCUAUAUGACGUCAUGUUGGAGCCACCUUGACGGAAGAACGAUCCCUACCGCUAUAUGACGUCUUUGUGACGUCUUUGUUGGAGCCGUCUUGAAUGAUAAGAGAACGACCGGACCACUUAUAGACUGACGUCAUAUUGGAGCCAUCUUGACGACGUUACGUUGAAAACGUGUGCGGUACAAUAUUUGUUCCGAGUACAUGAAUAAUUUUCCGUGAUGCUAUUAACGCGGACAUGAGCGCAUUUGGACGACAUUUAAUGCCACUGACGAAAGACUGUUGUGUAUAGACUUGCAUGUACAUUUUCAUCUUUGAUAUAUUUUACAUUUUGUUUAGCUAUAUAUUAAAUCAUCUUGUUAUUACAAAA